AUGUCAACUCGUAAAAAGACCAUCCUCAAAGUGAUUAUUCUGGGAGACUCCGGUGUCGGAAAAACGUCUCUGAUGCAACAGUUCAUCAACGGCAAGUUCUCACAGCAAUAUAAAGCCACCAUUGGGGCAGACUUCCUUCCUAAGGACCUUGUUAUUGACGACAAACAGGUCACUAUGCAAAUUUGGGAUACCGCUGGUCAAGAACGGUUCCAGUCUUUGGGCGUGGCGUUCUACCGGGGGUCGGACUGCUGUGUGCUUGUGUACGACGUGACAAACACGAAAUCGUUUGAGAACUUGCAAAGUUGGAGAGACGAGUUUCUCAUCCAGGCCAAUAUUAAAGAUCCAGAUAACUUCCCAUUUGUGGUGAUUGGCAACAAAAUUGACGUGGAGGAGAACAAGCGGCUUGUUUCGUCGAAAAAAGCACAAACGGUGUGUGCCAGCUUGGGCAAUUUGCCGUAUUUUGAAACCAGCGCAAAGGAGGCGGUGAACGUGGAGCAGGCUUUUGACGUUGUGGCCAGAAAUGCGCUCCAGCAAGAAGAAAGCCUGGAAUUCAGCGACGAUUACACCGACGCCGUGAAUAUCCACGUCGAUGGCGAUGCUUACGGGUCUUGUGGCUGCUAA
Molecule: messenger RNA, 621 nt
Organism: Ogataea philodendri
Lineage: Eukaryota; Fungi; Ascomycota; Pichiomycetes; Pichiales; Pichiaceae
Exons: 1
Coding region: 1-621 (206 amino acids)
Biological process (GO): regulation of vacuole fusion, non-autophagic
Cellular component (GO): vacuole; phagocytic vesicle; fungal-type vacuole membrane
Molecular function (GO): GTP binding; GTPase activity
Source: RefSeq, a predicted model, not a curated record